AUCAAUGUCCAUAUUUCAAAAAGAAGGGAUAGAAAUGGGGACAACUACGGUUUCGUUCGAUUCAUUGAUAUGGAAGGAAAGCAUCAAUGCUCAAGCUGGGACGGAGAGGACUGGCAGUAAGGCGCCAAGGAAAAGAAUUCAGACCACCAAAUGGGUGCAGAAGGGACGGACUAGAAAUGUUGUGGAAGAAGACUCGACAAAAGGCCCAGCUAAGGGAGGGGAAAAGUGGGGGAGGCAAAAAGGGAAAACCAAGACAUUUCUAGAGGCACUUAAGGGAAAAGAGGUGAUCGAAUAUAAGGUGGAAGACAAAGAAUAUGCUUGGCUAGAAGCUUGUGCAGGGGGGCAUGUGAACUCUCUGGAUUGCAUUCCAGCUCUCCAUGAGAUAUUUGAGUUGAAGGGGUACUUUAACAUUGCAGUAAUCCCUUUGGGAGGAAAUAUGGUUCUCCUCAAAAGUGAUGAUACUAAUCUGAUAAGAGAGUAUGUUUAUGCUGAUAAGCAUACUUUAGACCGAAGUUGUCUAGAUGCAGCUAGAAUUUGCAUUACAAUGAUAGGUCUCGCCAAGAUUAACAAGUUCAUAAAGUUGAAAGUGAAUGGUCACGUUUUUAGAAUCAAAGUUUCAAAGGAAAAAUGGAGAUUAGAUCCUGAGUGGUGGUCAUGCAGAGAUAAAAGUGAGGAUGGAGAUGAUAACACCACAGUAUCAAAUUCCAGUUCGAUGGACUUCAUCAAUGACUCCAACGAACUCCUUUCUUGUGGAGGUUCCGAUGAGGAUGGAAUAGAUAGUAUGGAGGAGGUUGAAGAGACAAAUGAACAUCACGAAGAGCGCUACCAACAGUCUCCUUUUGGGAACUUUCAAAAGUCAUAUGCUGAGAGCAUAGGUAACAGUUUAGGGAUUAAUAUGGCGGCUGGAUUGAAAAUGAUCGAUCAGCCGGGAAGGAUUGGGUUGGGUCAAUUUGUUGGGCCACUAAAUAGAGGAAUGUCAAAGGCAAAUGAGGAACAAGACGUUGGGCUUAUGGGAGAUAAAAAUGGAGGAAGUUGGUGCUCGGCUCUGUACAACGCUUUAGGGGGCCCUCGACCUUUUCAGUCAUUGGAUGGGUGGUUAGAAGUUCCAAGAUUUAAAGAAAUCAUUAAGGAGAAAUGGGAGACAGCAUUGGUUGAAGGUUGGGGUGGUUUUAGAUGCAAGGAGAAAUUGAAAGAGUUAAAGAACUUUCUCAAAAGAUGGAAUAAGGAGGUAUACGGGGAGAAAUUGAAAGAGUUAAAGAACUUUCUCAAAAGAUGGAAUAAGGAGGUGAAAGAAGCAAUUCAAGAUUGCAGCAGUGAAAAAGCUCCAGGGCCAUAUGUUCUCAAUUUCAAAUUCAUUAAAUAUGCCUGGGAUGUUCUUGAAGAAGAUAUUAUGAGUUUUAUGAGGGAGUUCCAUGCGAAUAGUAAACUGGUUGAUUUUACAGAAGCCUACAAUUGUGUGAAUUGGGACUUCUUGGAUAACUUGAUGGAGAAAAGUGGAUUUGGGGAAAGGUGGAGGAAAUGGAUUAUGGAAUGCCUGGGUUCUGCCUCAAUAUCAAUCCUAGUUAAUGGUAGUCCAACGGAGGAAUUCAAGUCGGAGCAAGGAUUAAGACAGGGCGAUCCCCUGCAAUGCAAAAUUAGAGUACAUAUGGCAAUCAAAGGAAUAUUGAGAUGGUUUGAGCAAAUGUCUGGAUUGAAAAUCAACUUCAAGAAGAGCAGUCUCAUUGGUCUAAAUACAGAAGAAUCAUGGCUUACUAGGGCAGCAAAGAUAUUGGGAUGCAAAAAGGUAGCUAUUCCAUUUAUGUAUCUUGGGAAAUGGUGGGCAAGAUUUGAAACGGAGCAGAGUAGCCCUUGGAAAAAGGUGAUAGUUGAGAAAUAUUAUGGGAAUGAUAAUGCAGCAGGUGUGGGGAAUGUUAGAAGGAGACAAUUGUCUAAAGUAUGGGCAGAUAUAGUAUCUAUUGGGUUAGAGGGAACAAAAUUUGGAAUUGUAGUGGGCAAAGGACUUAGAUGGGAAGUAGGAGAGGAGAAUAACAUUAGAUUUUGGAAGGACGUGUGGGUAGGUGAUGAUCCUCUAGGUGAGUGUUUCCAAGACUUAGAAAUAUGGAAGGGGAGGAGGAAUUUAUUUGGUAGGGACUAUGAUGAGAAGCAGAAAUUGGUGGAGCUAAUUAGCUCUGCUGGUUUGGUUAAGGAGAAAAAGGGCAGAAGAAUUUGGAAAUUUGAUAAAGACGAACUAUAUACUUCUAAAAAAGCUGAUGCUUUGAUGCUUUCAAGUCAGAGAAUUCUUGAUGCAGAUGUGUGCGACGCAAUAUGGAACCAAUUUCUACUAGGAAGAAUCGGCUUCUUUGCAUGGAGGAUGUUUCUUGACAGGCUACCAACAAAAUUGAAUCUGGAUAGGGGAAAUAUCGAAGCUGAAGGUGGGGAGCUUAUUUGUCCAAUUUGCAAACUUGGGGUGGAAGAGCUAAACCAUGUCCUAUUGCAAUGUGAUCUUGUGAGACAAGUAUGGGCAAAGAUAUUUUUGUGGUGGGAUAUUGAGGCGAGAUUGAUGGGAGCCAUCCAUACUGAUUACAGGCAAAUUAUUAGUGGAUUACUAAUGCAAAGGUGCAAGAGGUAUGGUCUUUUCUAUUCAUCAUCAUUGCUUGGCAUAUAUGGGGGGUUAGGAAUAAUUUAAUAUUCAAGAAGAUAGAACUUUCGGUGGACAAGACUGUUGAAUCAAUUCAAUGUAAAUUGUUUUUGUGGUUGAAGGAUAGAUCAAAAGGAAACCUAUUUUCUAUAUAUGAUUGGAAUUGCAACCCAUUGGGUUGUGCAAAGACAGUGAGGUAGUUAGGUAGUUGGGGUAGAAAGAAAAUAUGAUGCAGAUGGAGAGUCUCACUGAAGCUUAAUAUAAUUGCUAUAAGUAA
This is a messenger RNA of Rubroshorea leprosula, 2894 nucleotides long. NCBI's taxonomy places the organism in Eukaryota, Viridiplantae, Streptophyta, Magnoliopsida, Malvales, Dipterocarpaceae. The record is from the annotation of a GenBank genome assembly.